Ahaetulla prasina is the source of this 2537-nucleotide messenger RNA. RefSeq names its product insulin like 5 (gene INSL5). The record is from RefSeq and is a predicted model, not a curated record. Gene Ontology annotation, cellular component: extracellular region. The transcript is spliced from 2 exons. Gene Ontology annotation, molecular function: hormone activity. NCBI's taxonomy places the organism in Eukaryota, Metazoa, Chordata, Lepidosauria, Squamata, Colubridae.
ACCUGUAAAAAAACAUACCAUAUAACAAAUUCUAAAAAAUCUCCACACCCAAACUACCAAGUGUGUAAUGAACUACAAUUACAAUUGAUCAAACAAUCCAGAUCAGAAUUUGUCAAAGGAAAAAAGGAAGAAGGUCUACAUUUGCAUACUGACUGGCUGCUUUUCUUAAUGAUACAAGGUUCUCUGAGCUAGCUUGCUUCCUUACAGAAAAGAUAUGGAUGCUUUCUUUUUCCAGAGGGCAAAAAGUAGCUUGCAUCGCACUCCAAACUGCAAUUUUGUGAGUUUCACAGAGUAACAUAACUGAAGAUUAUCUGUGUUUCCUCAUGUUAUGCUUACCAGGAAUUUCUGUCAUUGUACUUGGGGAUUGUUUUGCUGUUCCUGCUCCAAUAUUGCAUUUUGCAUAAUUUACUGCACAUAGACCAGAAAUGGGCUGUAAACAGCUCUCCCAGGAUGGUAUCCUACUGUUCUAACAGGCUAUUAGCCUGACAACAGUGGUAGCCUUGUGUCCAUUUCUUUUGUUUAUACAUAUCCUGCCUUUAUUAUUUUUAUACACAACUCAAAAGCAGCAAAUAUAUCUAAUAGACCUUCUACCUCCUAUUUUCUCCACAACAACAGCUCUGUGAGGUAGAUUGGCUGAGAGAGAAUGACCAGCCCAAAGUCACCCAGUCAACUUUCAUGCCUAAGGUGGGACUAGAACUCGCUGUCUCCUUAUUUCUAACCUGGUGCCUUGACUGCUAGCCCAAUCUGGCUGUCACUCUUGUUUCUAGUGAUGGAAAUAGAGUCCUGGAAAAGAUAAAAGUUUGCAAGCUCAACUCACUUUUCAAGGAUCAGGCAAUCAAAAAUGAUUGUUUUAGUACUUACAUAGGCAUGUGGAGUCACGUGGCAGAACAUUGAUCAUGAAGAUGAUGCAAGGUCUGUGUUUUGUAUGGAUAUCAGGAUGUAAUUAUAUAUGGUAAGUUUGAGUUAUAAUGUCAUCCAUGCAUGUUAUUUUUAAUAUCACUAUGGCUAGCUGUGGACAUCUAUGAGUUCUGUCAGAAGUUAAUUCUCUUAUCAACAAUUUCUUUCAGCUUUAAAAUUGCUUUCAGGAAUUGUGAAUAAUUCUACUCACAGUUAUUUUUAGUUUUAACUACACACACAAGCUGAAACAAGACACUUUUAUGAUCUAAAGGCUUUUUCUCAGGGUUUCAACUCUGCAACAUCCUAUGUCAUCCUUGCUAGAUAAAAUCCGUAAUUUCAGAAACUGAUACUAUCUUAAAGUAGAUUAUGUCAGAGUGCAAUAGAAACAUAAAAAAACAAAAUUAUUCUCUCUCAUUCCAAAAUUAUUCACUGAUGGUUUUCAAAAUCUGCAAAAUUUAAAUACAAAGGAUCAAUUGCUGGACCAGCACAUAUAAGAUUAAAGCAUUGGAAAAACUCAGAGAAUCCAAUAAUUCUGCUAAAUGUUCCAAAGCAACCUGGAAUGUUCAUACUAGCUAAAUUAAUCCACUGCUUAAAAAUUAUAGCAGCCACAAUAACUUGCACUUAGUUAAAUAUCACAAGCGACACUUUGCGAUAUGGGGAUGAAGUGCACAUUUAUAAUAUUGAUCUAAGGCAGAAUAAUUCUAUAAAUGUUCUGGAACACUGACUGACUGCUGUUCUUGGCCAAUGUAGUGAUAUACUGAAACAUCAGUAACUAUUUGAGAACAACUCAGGCACAUUACCUACAGCACUUAAAGCCAUCAAAAAAACAUUUUACUAGUUCUGCCCACGUCAUUCAACCAACAGCCCAGAUACAUAUAAAUUGAUGCCGGAUCUCAGCAUGAACCUCUAGUGGCUCUUUACUUCUUCCCUGCUCAAAUUGCUACAAGGUGUUUUAUCUAGAAAAUGAAGGUGGUACUAGUAGGGCUGCUUUUCCUCUGCGUCAUGGCCAUACAUUCUGAAGCAACAACUAUUAAACUCUGUGGGAGAGAAUUUGUAAGAGCGGUUGUCUUUGCUUGUGGAGGAUCACGGUGGAGAAGACAACUUGGUGACCAUUUUUCAGAAGGGCUCAUAGGUAAGCAUAUGAACUACCCAUACAUAUUUAUAAUUUAAUCUCAUUCUACAGAUGCCAAUGGAAAGUACAUGGAGAAGUCAAAAUCCCAAAGCAACGAAUUAAUCCAGUACUACAUGGAGUCUGAGAAAGAUUUGCAAGACAUGCAACAGAAGUCUGUUCACAAAAGAAGCAAGGAUGUUGUGCAGCUUACAAUCACUUGUUGUACUAUUGGAUGCAGUGCAAACACUAUAAAUUCACUGUGCUAAAAAUAUUAAAAUCCUGCCAUGGAAGCUUAUCUAAAUAAGAUGCAUCAUAUCUAGAAUAUAGCGUUUUCAAAUCUUUCCUGUUACACUUUGUAUUUCCCAGCUCUGCAGAUGCUCCAAGUUGCUAUUCUGUUUAGGAUGUUACACCAAUUAGAAACAUUUUUUCCAUACUUGUGUAGUAUGGAAGUUAGCUGCUUUGUUUUCUAAUUUUUGAAAUAAAUGUGCAAUUCAGUAAACUAGUUUCUCUAAACUGUUCUUGUCAAUGC